AUGAUCCCAGGAAAUCAAACAACAGUCACUCAUUUUAUCUUACUUGGUCUGACAGAUGUUGCAGAGGUUCAGCUAACUCUUUUCUUUGUGGUUUCCCUUUUUUAUUUGACAACUUUAAUAGGAAAUAUUUCUAUAUUUAUAAUAAUCAAAUGGGAUAGAAGUCUGCACAUCCCCAUGUAUUUUUUCUUGUGGAACCUUUCUAUCCUUGAUAUUCUCUAUUCCUCUGUGGCUGUACCCAAGAUGAUCACUGAUUUCCUUGUAUUGGAGAAGAAAAUCUCCUUCGGUGGUUGCAUCUCUCAAAUCCAUUUUUUCCAUUUCUUUGGAAGUACGGAAGUUGUUCUUCUCACAGCAAUGUCUUAUGACAGAUAUGUGGCAAUCAGCAAGCCUUUACGUUACACCAUUGUGAUGAAUAGAAAAGUAUGUUUGGGUUUGGCAAUGUUCUCCUGGAUGACAGGGUUUUUUCAUUCUCUACUACACACUUUAAUGACUGCAAAACUUCCCUUCUGUGGACCAAAUCUAGUAAAUCACUUUUUCUGUGAUAUUAAACCAUUACUCAAGUUGGCUUGCACAGAUACAUUUGUAAAUUUGAAGCUUCUCAAUAUUGUUACUGGUACGUUAGCAACAUCAUGUUUAAUGUUUACAUUUUUAUCUUAUGCCUUCAUUAGCAGAUUUAUCUUAAAGAUAAGGAAUUCAGGUGGUAGAAAAAAUGCUCUAUCUACCUGCACUGCACAUCUUACGGUAGUCUUCAUUCACUUUGGAACAGCAAUCUUUUGCUAUCUAAGACCAACAAAAUUGGACUCCCUAGAUCAAGACAAAGCCGCAGCAGUUCUUUUCAGCGUUAUAACCCCAGCACUCAACCCACUUAUUUAUACUUUACGCAACAAGGACAUGAAGAGAGCCAUUAAAAGAUUUAUCAAAAGAUUUUCUCUAUAG
Molecule: messenger RNA, 933 nt
Organism: Bombina bombina (fire-bellied toad)
Lineage: Eukaryota; Metazoa; Chordata; Amphibia; Anura; Bombinatoridae
Product: olfactory receptor 12D1-like
Exons: 1
Coding region: 1-933 (310 amino acids)
Biological process (GO): G protein-coupled receptor signaling pathway
Cellular component (GO): membrane
Molecular function (GO): olfactory receptor activity; G protein-coupled receptor activity
Source: RefSeq, a predicted model, not a curated record